AUGAUCAUCGCAUUGGUAAUUGGCGGCAACUCAGGCAUCGGCGAAGCUGUGGCACCACAGCUAGCGCGCCAACCGGAUCAUCAUGUUAUUCUGACCGCGCGAAACCUCGAAGCUGGCCAAACGGUCCCAGCAGCUCUAGUCAAAGAAGGCUACUCGGUAUCUGCCGUCCACCUUGAUCUGUCCUCCGACGUGUCUAUCUCCGCGGUUACCAAGCAUAUCCAGGAGGCUUACGGCAAACUGGAUAUCCUUGUCAAUAAUGCCGGGAUUGCCGUCGACCACCACUCUGAUCUGUCUAUCCGGGAGAAUCUGAGUAUGACUUUCGAUACGAAUGUCUUCGGAACCGCUGUCCUGACCGAUGCACACCUUGACGUUCUCCGUCAGUUCACUGCACCACGGGUCGUCUUCGUUUCCUCUAGCGUUGCCUCACCUGCGCUCUCGAAUGACGAAAAUUGGCCGUAUUACCAUACCAUCUCCAAGUCCUACAAAAGUAGCAAGGCCGCUGUGAAUAUGCUCGUCCUGCAUUAUUCCAGGGCUCUUCAGGAUGUCAAUGAGCUAGUUGAUUCGCUGGCGUUGCUGGGUGCUAAUGGGCGUACUGCCACCUUUUUGGAUAGGGAUGGACCUAUCCCUUGA
Messenger RNA from Aspergillus pseudotamarii, 630 nucleotides. RefSeq lists its product as uncharacterized. The record is from RefSeq and is a predicted model, not a curated record. Gene Ontology annotation, molecular function: oxidoreductase activity. The coding region runs from base 1 to 630 and encodes 209 amino acids. The transcript has 2 exons. Lineage: Eukaryota; Fungi; Ascomycota; Eurotiomycetes; Eurotiales; Aspergillaceae.